CUUACCGAUUUCUUUCAGACGAUCUGCCUGUCGUUGAUCUGUGGUACGGUCGACGUGGUGAUGUCGAAAGUGCCAGAGGCGCUCGCAUGGGGACUGUAUAAAUUAUUUUUAUCGCUACGUAGACUACAGUAAAAUAACCUACUAUUAUAAAGACUCGACGUUUCGCAUCAACUCCAACAACUGUAACAAAUUAAAAUCCACAUUGUAGAGAAUGGCCGCAACACAACUGAACCGAGCAAGAACCAUCAAAAAAGUAGAAAAACCUCGGCCGCUUAAACUUACUCAACGCCACGCGACCGUCGAUGGGCGGAUUACGACUAUGGAGGACAUAGUGUCCUUAAUCGACAAUGUUGCAAUGCAACUAACUAAUGGCUUCCAUGACCGAACGCUGCAAAUAAGUGUGAUCACUAUGUGUAAUCAUUUAAAAUUAUAUGCUCAUCAAUUAGAAGCAAUUUAUAAAGAUCAGCUAGAUAGAGCUUUUGUGGCAAUCAGAAAUGGAAGUCAAGACGAAAAGCUAGAUUUGACGACUAGGGUUCACCUGCUGGAACUUAUAGAAUUAAGAGCAAAGCAAUGGCGUCACACUGAUUCUAUGGAUGUAUAUUAUACACAAAAAUUAUCACAUUUGGAUAAUCAGGCAGAAGCAAUUCCUGAUACAUCUACAAAUCCAUUGUCAUCUCCUAUGUCAACGAUGAUUUCCCCUACUGUGGCACCUAUUUUAGGACCUGGUGAAGUUAUAAAAAAUAGUGGCAAAUUUGUUAAACCCACACGUAUUCCUGGGAAAAACUACUGUAAAGAUGAAGUUGUUAUACGUAACAGUGAUUCUGGUAAAGUGAUGGGGAUAAAAGGGCGGCGGGUUCACAUGAUCGAAGAGCUCAGCCAGACAAUCAUCUCCUUCCAGCGAGUAAACCCUGGAGCCAAAGAACGACUUGUCCAAAUCACGGGAACUUCCGAGGACAAGAUACAUUACGCGAAGGAUUUGAUAAAAGAUACGAUUCAACGAAAUGCAUCACCGGUGAGAUUGGAGCAAGGUGGAGGAGAAAAAGGAGCUAUGGGUGGUUCUAGCUCAUCACUAAAUAGUAGUGCAUCAGAUGAAAGUAAUCGACUGCAACAUCAGCAACAAAACUCCCGUUUACGAAGUUCACUCCUCCACAGCUUCUCCACCAACGACGCCAGUAUAGGCGAAUAUAAAUAUACGGUUACAGUUGGUAACCAGUCUUUAAAAAUUACAGGAUGCAAUCUCGAUCUUGUUAGGACUGCAAAACUAGUUUUAGACGAAUAUUUCUUGGGAGAUUCUGAAAAUUUUACAAGUGGUAUAGAAUAUUUCAAUUUCGAAGAAGAAUCCCCAUAUUCGAUUUCGUCUUCCAGUACACAAAAAACAUUAUUAAUUUCAAAUAAUACAAACGAAGGCCGAGAAUUAAAUAUGGAUAGUACUGCGACUUCAGAAAGUGAAGAAACUUAUAAAUCUCAUGUAAUAUCUGAACCAAAUUCAUCAACUCAGGAAGUUCCAGAAGUUAGAGAACUCACAUAUGAGUUUUUAUUGCUGUGUUCAACAGGCCCCUAUGCUAAACGACCGCCUGCAGAUUGGGCUCGCAUUCAAAAGGAAUGUCCCAACAUUGUUCGCAAGGAACCGAUUCGCUGGUUCGAACCGGAGGCAUAUAAAGCUAAGGUAGCAGCUGCUGGUCUUGUUACAGUAUUGGCGAUUGGAGAAGGAGAAACUGAUCCAGAAUGAAAUUGCAAAAUUUAAUGCUUCAUUAAAGAAACUGAUCAUCAUGAAAUUGUAUGUACUAAUUUACAUCGAUUGAUAUCUCGAUGUAUUGUGAUAAAUUUUCAAAAGUAAACUUGGUAUAAUGUUCUAAUACAAAUAAAUGGACGAUAAUUUAUAGAUAACAGAACACGUAUUGCUCAAUUCAAUUACAGCAAUACGAACUGAUUAUUAUAAAUCGAUUAUAAAUCGAGAUAUACGCUAGUAUUCAAAAAUAUUACGCGUGUUUAAAUCUAAUUGUUUUCAAAAUAGUUGAAUACUGUAAUAUUUUAAUAAGCAUUUAUGCUUUUUUAAUAUUACACUUAUAUGAAACAAAUUUACGAAAUUCGUUGAAAAACAUUUAAUUCUGAUUAAUUGAAUGUUUUGUACAAUAAGUUUUCUUUAUAGGUACAUUCACAUGUAUCGCUUCGUGUUUUGUAGAUGAUUUUAUUAUUUUUAUCAUUAUCAUUAUUGUUAUUACUAUAUUAUUACUACUGAUACUACUACUAUUACUAUUAGGAUUGAAAUAAUUCAUAUAAACACUUAUGAAAGACAAUAAAACGAUUUUUAUAUUUUUAGUAUGAUAGAUCAAAUUACAGUACUCAUAAAAAAGUAUCUUAUACAAUUUAUAAUUACUAAAUAUUGCUAAGUAAAAAAUAGCAUUUCUGUUGAUAAUUUUCAGUUUAAAUUGCUCUUUAAAAAACUACAACUUUUCAUUGAAAAAAAGAAUUUUACUAACAAGUGGAUGUUGAUUGGUACUGUAAAUAAAAUAAAAUUUAACAUUGUAGAAUGCAACUUAUGUAAGCAUUCAAAAAAAUGCUUUAAUUUUUGAUUUAUAAUAUUUAUUUUGUUACGUAUAAAAAUCGUAACAAAAUAGUGAUUUAACAUAGUCUAGUCCUUUUUUAAAGUAGGAACUACCAUGUUGGUAAUUAUUCUGCUGUGACAUAAUAGCCAAAAAGAAUA
This is a messenger RNA of Frieseomelitta varia, 2704 nucleotides long. It is a transcript of the gene mxt, whose product is annotated as eukaryotic translation initiation factor 4E-binding protein Mextli. Gene Ontology annotation, molecular function: eukaryotic initiation factor 4E binding; RNA binding; translation initiation factor activity. NCBI's taxonomy places the organism in Eukaryota, Metazoa, Arthropoda, Insecta, Hymenoptera, Apidae. Gene Ontology annotation, biological process: regulation of formation of translation initiation ternary complex; positive regulation of translation. Gene Ontology annotation, cellular component: RNA cap binding complex; cytoplasm. The transcript is spliced from 12 exons. The record is from RefSeq and is a predicted model, not a curated record. The coding region runs from base 212 to 1729 and encodes 505 amino acids.